UGUAGAUGACAAUAGAAACAGUGAUACAUUUGGAAGAGCUCAGGCCAGAAAGUGCUGAGGGCAGUGACGCUCUGUAUCCUGCGAGGAGACUGGGAUACUGCCGCAUCCCAAUGAACCUUGCCUCUCUCUCUGCGGUCGCUAAUAGCAAAACAAAGGAGAACAAAUCGUUAGUUGCAGAAAAAAACGAAUAUCUAGUCAUAUCAUGACGGAGAACACUAAAACGCACGUUAUAUUGCUGUCAUGUGGAAGUUUUAACCCCAUCACUAAAGGACACAUUCAUAUGUUUGAGAAAGCCAAAGAAUACCUGCACAAAACAGGGAAGUUCAUUGUGAUUGGGGGCAUCAUCUCUCCUGUACAUGACUCCUAUGGCAAACCGGGUCUGGUCCCCAGCAGACAUCGUCUCACCAUGUGUCAACUGGCAGUCCAGUCCUCUGACUGGAUCAGAGUGGAUCCCUGGGAGUGCUACCAGGACACAUGGCAGACUACGUGCAGCGUGCUGGAGCAUCAUCGUGACCUCAUGAAGAGAGUCACAGGGUGUAUUCUAUCCAAUGUGAACACACCGUCCACAACUCCAGUGAUCGGCCAACCACAGAAUAAGACUCAGACUGCCAUCUAUCAGAACCACAACACAGUGAACAACAAGCCCACUGCCAUUAAGCUGUGGGGGAAGAUGAGUGAGAGCUUGGGUAAAAUUUGCUGUGUUCGCCCACACAUGGACCGUUUCACCUUUGUAGAUGAAAAUGCCAACCUUGGUACUGCAAUGCGAUAUGAGGAAAUUGAGUUGCGCAUCUUGCUCCUAUGUGGCAGUGAUCUUCUGGAGUCAUUCUGCAUCCCUGGCCUAUGGAAAGACAGUGAUAUGGAGGUGAUUGUGGGAGACUUUGGGAUUGUUGUUGUGCCUCGGGACGGAGUUGAUACAGAAAGGAUAAUGAACCAUUCCUCUGUGCUGCGCAAGUACAAGGAUAACAUCACUGUCGUAAAAGAUGAUGCCAACCACCCUAUGUCCAUUGUCAGUUCAACCAAGAGCAGACUGGCCCUGCAGCAUGGUGACGGCCAUGUAGUGGACUACCUGAACCAGCCAGUCAUCGACUACAUCCUGCAGAGUCAGCUCUACAUCAAUGCUUCUGGAUAGGAAUUACUGCUUUGGCCUGCUGGCAUAUUGUCCCUGUCUGUCUUUCAUGUGAAACGUAUACUCCUCUUGAGCUACUGCUUUUCCAUUUAAAGAUAUCCAUAUCCCUUCUUACUGUAUCAUGGUGACUCAUCUGACCUGUGGAUGUACAGCGAGGUGCCUGAGAGCUGUGUGUAUGUGUGGACCACCUUCACAACUGACUUUGUGUAGGCUGCGCCGGCCGGGCGGGAUAGAGAGGGGGGAUGGAGUUUUUGGGACAUGUCCCAAAUAGCAUAACUUUCCUUAUUGCGCACUACAUUUGACCCGGUCAACAAUAGUGCACUUUAUAGGGAAUAGGGUGUAAUUUGGGAUGCUACCUUGGUGUCAUUAAGAGAGGGUGCAGAGAUGGUAACCUAUUGAAUUUGGGCCUUUGCUGUUGAUUUAAAAUCUGUAUGUUUUUAGACUGCAUGCUUAGAAUGUUUCUGUUUUGGCAUGAGUACUUACUCACUUUGUAGAUAGAUGUUGUGAAAGUGUUUGCAGAAAAACAAACAUAUAGUGGGUACCCACCUCUCACUUCAUUUUCUGUUCACUCCAAGUCUACUUUAUGUACAGUAUCUGUAUUAAUGUACCUGCGACUGCGCAUCAAUGCCUAAAUGUUUGGUUUUCAGUGGGCAUUGAUGCAAGAUGUACAUCUGUUUGCACAUAAGAGAAUGAUUUGAACGUUCAUUUAUUUUUGUGUGCAAAGGAUUUUUACACGUUUCUUCUGCUUGCCACCGAGAACAUGACCACGCCUCCAAAAAACAAAUGCAAUGAACCUGUUUCUUACUGUGUAGCUAGAUUCUUUUACAUAUAGAGGAAAAAACAACAGCACAAAGUAUAGAAGUGCAUUUCAUGUGCCCUGGGGAUGAGUUCACAUAUGUGCCCUGGGGAUGAGUUCACAUAUGUGCCCUGGGGAUGAGUUCACAUAUGCAAGUCUCUCACUCUCCUUGCACAUAACACUCUGUCAUAAUAACAUCAAUCUGAAAUAAAUGUGUUCUAAUGUUGUACUGCAAAGGACGUGGCCUUUGAUCAGUAGUUUCUUACUGAAACUCCUCAUGGUCAGGGCCAAGACGCUUUUGACAGGGUAUUUUAAUGAGCAUUGUAUGUAACCAUUGCUUUAGACAGUCUUACUGCAAGGAAGGGUAAAUAGAUUUGCACAUUUUGGUUUAAUAAGUGUCUUUAAUUGUGACCAAAGCAUCUUGCAUACGUAUUUACAGUAGCUUUAUGUGUGUCCAUUUGGCGAAGAUUAUUAGGUUAUUCCAUUUUAAUAGCCGAUGAAGCAGAAGUAAAAUGCAUUCCACUAUUUCCGGGGAUCUCCUGGUUCAUGAUUUUAAAGAAAUAGACAUACAAGUGCUAGUUGUCCAUGUAGUAAUCUCGUUCUCCAGCCUUGUGGAGAACAUAGAAGUCUGACAUGACGCAAGACUAUCAAUAGACAAUUUUCAAGUCGUGUCGAAAGUCAUAUUUAAUUGGAUCUGGAAUGGCCAGAAAACAUUAAAACGGGCAUAUUUAUAAAACAAACAUGAGUUGGAGGGUUAAAAUUAUUUAAUAUUAAGGCAUUAAACCUCUCACUUAAAGACUCCAUUAUAUCAAAAUUAUAUCUAUAUCCAAAAUGGUUUUUGAGUAGGCUACUAAGAGAGGCACAUCCAAUGUUCAAAAGCGGGCUCUUUGCCAUUAAAACAAACAAUUUGACAAUCAAAUCAAAUGUUAUUGGUCACAUACACAUGGUUAGCAGAUGUUAAUGCGAGUGUAGCGAAAUGCUUGUAAAUGGAACCCUGUUUAAAGCCAUACAGAAUUGGUUACAAUUCCAAUUUCCUCCUCCAGAAGAGGCGUAACAAAUAUUACAGAAAAUAAUAUGGCUAAACUCCAAUGUACUGAUAGAGGAAAGGAACAUUGUUUUUGAGAGAAUGUACAAGGAAGGUAUCGUGUUUAUGAAUGACAUUGUAAAUAAGGACAGUCAAAUGUUGUCACACAAGCAAUUAACAAAGGUCUAUGGAGAUGUGGGCGCAAUAUAAAAGUAUAACCAAAUUGCAGCUCACACAUAAAAAAUGGAUGGAGCAAUUACUCAUAAGAGAAAAUGAUACAUUAGUUUGUUUGCCGCCAAUCAAAAACCAUGCAUGGCUUAAAAUGACUAGUGUAAAUCGUAAAAUGUAUAUCCGUUUUAUUUAAGCUUGAGAGGUUUGACAACUAUACCGCAUAGAAUUCAAGAUAGUUGGGAACAGAUUGUUGAUGUUUCAAUAUCACGGCAUCGGGUUUAUGAACUGAUAUAUAAAACAACACUUGACACAAUGUGUUCUUUUCCAUUUAAACUAUUAUAUACAAUUCUUGGCACAAAAAUAAUGUUCACUAUAAGGGGCAUUGAACAGUCAGCCUUGUGCAGACUGCAACCAAGAAAUAGAAUCAAUAGAUCAUUUAUUUUUGCGCUGUGCUUCGCUGGCUCGCUUUUGGAGUCAGGUCCAGGAGUGGUUGCUGAGUCAUAAUGUCUGUGUUCAGAUGGACCUACAAACAGUACUGUUCGGAGAUCUGAUAGACCACAAUCAAUCAAUGGGAAAUAUGAUUAUAUGCUUAGCUGAAGUAUUUAAUUUGAGGGCCAUCGUGGUAGAAAUGGUACAAAUAGAGAGGUUCAAGACUCUUAGUAAGACAUCACAGUAAAAUAGAAGGAUGUAUUGCAAAAGGAAAUAGUCAAAUGGUAGUGUGCCGGGAAAGACGGGCUAGUCUGUGGACAUCUGAGGGGUGGAAUGGAGAUCAGAAGGACUGGUUGAUUUGAGAAUGAACUUAGAGUCCAGUACAAACAGCAGGAGGCUAUAGAAAGGAUGCAAGUAAUGUUAUUUUAUAGACUAAUCUAUCUGCUAGUUUCAUAGAUGAUUACAAAACAUACUAUCAGUAGUACACUGUGUAAGAUGCUCCAGACUCACAACACUGCUUCUUUAUGUGUGCUCCAAAUGUAAUACUUCAUGUACAAACUGAACUGGGUCCCAAUAUCCCUUCAAGUCGAUGGUCUUUAUUCAUGCAUCCCUUGAGUCUUUCUAUCAAACAUCUCAGCAGGGUACGCCUUACAUACACAACAUCAGUUACUUUGUGUUCUUCAAAGACUGGUUUAGAUAAACUAGAUGUGGUGGGAAAUCUGAUAUGAAAAAUAAGCAUUGUAGUGGUCCAAGUUAAUAUGGACCGAUUUUACUAUACUAUAGUCUCAGAGAAGGUUUCAUAGAACCUGCGGCUUUAAUUCGAGCUGAGUGGGUUUAGAUGACUUAUAGAUAGAGAUGUUUGAUUUUAUUCUGUCCAUUGAUUUAUUUGGAUAGGAGUCCUGAAAAUGAUUUUUGGGGGAAUCCUAUGUAAUAUGUGCUGGGUUAGAAAUUAUUUGUAUUUUCUCGUCUUCAACUGUGGACUGACACAAUAUAACAUCUACUCUGAGUUUAUUAAUACCUCCUUAAUAAACCAAGUGUGUAACAAUA
This is a messenger RNA of Oncorhynchus kisutch (coho salmon), 4593 nucleotides long. Its product is annotated as nicotinamide/nicotinic acid mononucleotide adenylyltransferase 2. The transcript is spliced from 12 exons. The record is from RefSeq and is a predicted model, not a curated record. Gene Ontology annotation, molecular function: nicotinate-nucleotide adenylyltransferase activity; nicotinamide-nucleotide adenylyltransferase activity. Gene Ontology annotation, biological process: NAD+ biosynthetic process. Lineage: Eukaryota; Metazoa; Chordata; Actinopteri; Salmoniformes; Salmonidae. Gene Ontology annotation, cellular component: Golgi apparatus. Bases 203 to 1129 code for a protein of 308 amino acids.